Messenger RNA from Leptidea sinapis, 3209 nucleotides. RefSeq names its product glucose-6-phosphatase catalytic subunit 1 (gene G6P). The transcript is spliced from 7 exons. Gene Ontology annotation, cellular component: membrane. Gene Ontology annotation, molecular function: glucose-6-phosphatase activity. The coding region runs from base 177 to 1256 and encodes 359 amino acids. NCBI's taxonomy places the organism in Eukaryota, Metazoa, Arthropoda, Insecta, Lepidoptera, Pieridae. Gene Ontology annotation, biological process: glucose 6-phosphate metabolic process; gluconeogenesis. The record is from RefSeq and is a predicted model, not a curated record.
AGGCAGGAACAUGGCAUUUUGAAGUUUGAAUUAUUAAUGUAAAUUUCUCUGACUUGUUUUGAUAAAAAAUUAUAUAACUGUUAUAAAUGAUUUAAUCUAAUUCACAUUUGACAUAAUGUAAUUUAAAUUAUCAGGUAUCAAAGUGACUCGUUUAAAGGCUGUCUUCCUUUUAAAAAAUGCGGGAACAUUUGUAUGCUCUGGGAGUUUCCCUUAUCGAAAUUAUCCAGUACUGGUUUGUUGAAUGGGAGCCAUUUUUUGAACAAGUCAACAGUUUUUACAAUCCCGGUAACGUGUUGGAGGUGCUGUUUCCAGUUGUGGCGUUUAUAGACUCAGUGUUUGCGUCACAGUUGCUCCUAGUAACAUCCUUUGGUGGCUGUCUAAAUGGUAUCUUAAAAUGGUGGCUAUUAGAAGACCGGCCAUACUGGUGGGUUCGCGAGACGACUUACUAUACUGGGACAGCCCGCCCCAAACUGUACCAGACUGCCCAGACCUGUGAGACUGGUCCUGGCUGUCCGUCUGGUCACACAGCUACGGCAGCCUCUAUUCUGAUAUUAGCUAUUAUGUGGAUAUCACAUAUCCUUAAUGACAGAAAAUGGAAGUUUGAGUAUUGGAAAUACCUAGUGUAUCCUAUAUUCGCGAGCCAAAUGCUGAGCGUUAUGCUCGCGCGUAUGUACGUCGCGACGCACUUCCCGCACCAGUGUCUGUUGGGGGCCUUAAUCGGUGCCUUCAUAGCCCCCGCCCUGUGUCUGUACGUGGCGGACCCCUACAUCUGGCAUUACGGACAUUACAGCACACAGACGACGUCCAGUUCUAUCAAGAAGCACCUGAUUGUGGCACUCCUGACCGCAGCCGUCUGUGUCCUCACGUACUUCGGUCUGAUGCUGAGUGGCAUCGACCCACACGCCACUGUUAAAUUAGCGUUCCGUUGGUGUGAGAACCCCGACUCCAUCCACGUGUCCACAACUCCGCUAUACGCGCUGGUCCAGUGUUCUUCCACGCUCAUUGGUUGGGCGUUGUUCGUGUCCCCUGCAGUCGCCAAAUAUCGCCAUGACACAUACAACAGAUCCUUCAUUCUGGCGGCGUUCUCGACCAUUCUAAUAACAUACGGCUUUCACUAUAUUGAUAAUAUAAUUCCCAAAGACAGCGUAUUAAAAUUCUACGCUUUUAAUUCUAUUUUGAGCUGUUUAAAACCGCUGCUUUUUUUGCGUGUUGUACCUCAGGUCGCCAUGUGGCCAUUUAGAAAUAAAUCCAAAUAGAAGCAUUUUUGUGAUAUAAAAAUAGAACAAUUUAAUUUAUUAUGAUACAAGUGAGAUAAGUUGCUCAUUAUAUACGAGGCUGUGGCUUGCAGCUCGAGGCGUAGGCGAGGGCGUAAAUCAGCCGAGUGUCUUGUGAGCAACUUGCUCACGAGUUUCAUACGCAAUUUUUCAACACACUUGUGAGUAAAAAACAAGCAUUGCAUUAAUUGUUUAAUUAUUAAAUACGAAUAUUAAGAUAAAUGGCGCGCAUUUUUUUUACACGCGCCAAAUUUAAGUUGAUUGAUUAUAUACAGCCAUACAGCCUCCUUCAUAAUUAUCAUUAAAAUGCAUAUAAUUUAUAACAAAUUAUUGUGAAUUAUACAUAAUUUGAUAACAAUAAAUGUGUUUUCGUCCUAAUAUACAUUUUUAGAAUAUUUAUUAAUACGGCGUACCUCAAGUUUUUGUCGGUGUCGGUACCGACUAGUUUCGGAACAUUCGGAGGUCCUUCAUCAGGGUGAGUGGUGGAUUCGCGAUAAUGUCCCACCUCUUACUGCGGACUUGGGCUCGUAGUCUGGCGGCUGGACAGGGCGGGGCGCGGGGUGCGCCGGUCAUAACGAGCACGGUAUUCAUGACACUGUAUCACUAUGGGUGUCCACAGUAAGAGGUGGGACGUUAUCGCGAACCCACCACUCUCACCCCUGAUGAAGGACCUCCGAAUGGUCCGACACCGACAAAAACGUGAGUAAAGCCGUAUUAAUAAAUAAAUGUGUGCCUAACAUUUAUUUAUUCUCAAAAUGUAAAUUGCUUUUUAGUAUAAAACCUCUUUGUUGUUUCAAAAGAAAAACUGUAUUUAAAUCCGUUUAAAUUGCUAUAAAAUGCUCUGUUUGCUCUCUUAUAAUUUGCAGUUAAGUACUAACUUAUCGGGAUAAUUCUAUCACGAACUAGUGUGUAAUAUUCUUAUGCACGCGCGAGUUAUAGUUCAGUUUACGGUCCUAACAACGAUGUAAUAAGGCUCACUUUACGAGCAAGUGUGUUGAAAUAGUUAUUUAUCUACCCAUAAUAUGAAUCCUCUAUAAAAGAUUCUGAAACAGCUUACUGCUAACAUUAAAAAAGGCAGUCCUAGUAACCAUUACAUCACCCAAACGAGUGUUGUAAUGUUGUACUGCAUUUCAUUACAACACUCGUUUAGAUUAUGUAAUGGUUAUUAGGACAUUGUUUUAAUGUUUCCAAUAAGCCAACUGUUUUAGAAUCUUUAAUAGAAGAUUUAAAGCAUGGGUGUAGAUAAAAUGUAUUUGUUGCACUCGCGAGCACAGAUGGAGGGUUUGAUUCUCGUGGCUUUUAGUUAUAAUAAAACAAUUUAAUAUAUUUAAGAUUCUUCGUUGCGACUUGCCAGUAGCCUUGCUAGUAAUUUCCGUAGCAUCAAUCUACGGAAUUUCGAGAAUUUUUUAAAUCGUUACAUCAGUUCCAAAAUGUACCAAGUCUGAAAUACAUUAAGUUUGAGAGAAGAAUGAGAAAUUGUUCCAGAAACGACAACCCACCAUUACCGCAGACAAAGAAGUCGGUAAGUGAAUGCAGUUUAGUUGUUUCAUCAAAUAGUUGUUAUGCCGGAGCUGGCAAAUGACAUACAUUUUUGUAGUUUUUGUAUCUUUGAAUCUUAGACCAUUUAUACGUCUAUAUUAGACUAUGACAGCUGUGAAAACGUCGAAAAAGAAUGAGUCGCAAUGCACAUACACUAACACAAAGUGUCAUAGAAAUCUCGAGUGUAAGACUUAGCUUGUCACGCACACUAAAGUAAUAAACCUGGCCUGUUUUCAUCGGUUGUCAAGCAGAGACUAUCUAGACGUAUAGAUUCUCUAAGCCUUACAGCUUUAACUUAUAACGCAUUUAAUUGAAAAGUAAAGUUAAAUAUUGUAUAUAUUAUGUUGUUUAUGAUGAGUUCUUCAGUGAGUGAUAAUAAUAAAUAUGUUUUAUAAA